CGUAAGUAACGUAAACUUGUAGUAUGUGUUGUGCUAGUGGGCGAGGGAUGUUUUUUUAAAUCACAUUUUGAACAUACACAGGGCUUUACCAAUUUUUUCGACAAAAGCUUGACAUUUACCUUUGAUUAUGGAGGAAUCUUGGGAUUUUGAGUUUUUGUCCAGUAUCGCUGCUUUAAAAAUAAAGUGGAUUUUUUUUCAUUGGAUUUGUUAUACGUAACUUUAUAUUCCUCAACCCUACGGCAGUAACUAACGUAAAAAUGUAGAAAACAUUGGUUUCUGAGUGUUUGUUGUGCUCGCAAACACAUUUUGAACAAACACAGGGCUUUACCAAUUUUUUGACAAAAGCUUGACAUUUACCGUUCAUUAUGGAGGAAUCUUGGGGUUUUGAAUUACUGUCCCGUAUCGCUGACAGCUGCUUUAAAAAUAAAGUGGAUUUUUUUGGAUUGGAUUUGUUACGUAACUUUAUAUUCCUCAACCCUACGGCCGUAACUAACGUAAGAAUGUAGAGAAAGAUGGCUACCGAGUGUUUGUUGUGCUAGCGAGCGAGGGAUGUUUUUAUCACAUUUUGAACAUACAAAGGGCUUUACCCUUUUUUUUCUCUCGACAAAAGCUUGAAAUUGACCGUUCAUGAUGGAGGAAUCUUGGGAUUUUGAGUUUCUGUCCAGUAUCGCGGACAGUUGCUUGUCAUUUAUGUCUGAGUUCGUGGAGGACUGGCUGUCAAACGACCUGAGAGUGUCCAUAUUUAAAAUCCUUCUCAGCUGGUUGAUUUUAAGCCUUGUAGCAAUUCACUUCGCCUGGAAGGUGUACGGGAACACGGUGAACGACAUGUAUUACAGACAGGGGAGUGGACAAAACGGGAGUACGCCUGACACAACAGCUGGCUCAGGACGAUGGGGUGGUGCCGCGGGAGAACCUUUCAAGACUCACGGAGAUUGACCGGACUGUGUUAUGAUACAAUAAAAAUCCCAGGCACCGCGAAUGCAUCGUAGAAGGUGACAUCAUUCAAGUUUUACAAAUCCAAUGACUGGAAAACACUUGUAAAUACACAAUUUAAUUUAAA
Nerophis ophidion (straightnose pipefish) is the source of this 1060-nucleotide messenger RNA. RefSeq names its product T cell leukemia translocation altered (gene tcta). The record is from RefSeq and is a predicted model, not a curated record. NCBI's taxonomy places the organism in Eukaryota, Metazoa, Chordata, Actinopteri, Syngnathiformes, Syngnathidae. The transcript has 3 exons. The coding region runs from base 628 to 936 and encodes 102 amino acids.